AUGUCUUUCACGGAGACAGUUCGUCUGAAAGUAUACUGGAAUACUACUUAUACAACUGAACCUGAUGGGACUAUCACUGUACAGCGGGAUGCGCCGGACGGUUAUCUUAUCAUUGAUAGUAUGUUAGAUUUCUCGGAACUUGUUGAUAAGGUAUGUGGUGUGAUGGAAGUUGAUAGAGAAGGGUUGUAUAUUGAUUUUUCUUUGGUAUGGACGGAGAGGUCAAGAAAAAGGUCUCGUGUGCACAUUAAUGAUGAUAAUACUGUUCGGUUCAUUUAUCUUUGUGCUGAUAAAUGGCCAGAAUUGUACCCUGAAAAUGUUGAGAGAACAAGCCAUGUUUAUGCAAGUACAUCUGUCCAGGAUAUUGGUGCCAGCACUAGUGGUGGUAGAACAGUUGAAAGCAAUGAAGAUGGAGAUGAAGAUGAAGAUAAAGAUGAAGAUGCAGAUGAAGAUGAAGAUGGCGGGAGUGUCGAAAGCAGUGAUGAUGAGUACGUCCCAUCGGUUGAGGACUCAGAUGACGACACUGAUUUUGAGUCAUCUUCUUCAGUCCCAUAUGUUUUCGACGACAUAAGUGGAUGGGACAAGACUUUAGAGGAAGUAGAUUAUGAUGGGAUUCAAAUGUGGGAUGGCAAUCCGUUGACGCUAGACCUUGAUAUACAUUUCGCCAACAAGCCUGAGGCACAAGCGGCAGUGGGAGAAUGGAACUUGGUACAUGGUCGGACUUUCCGGGUGAAAACGAGCUCUAAACGAACAUGGUAUGUCGAAUGCGAGACCUGUGGACCCAAAUAUCUGAAAGAGCGUCUUCACGGCUAUGAUUGUCUAUGGAAGGCGCGAGUUUCGCUACAGAAGGCCACCGAUACUUGGAAAAUGGUGGCAAACAUUGAUAUGAUCCAAAAAUGUCAGAAUGUUCUACCUCCUAAGCCAAUGAAACUGUAUGAAAAGGCCCGGAAGAAAUCAUUGAGGCAAAAGGUCAACCAGUUUAGCAAGAGAAACCAGAAGUACGAAUUGGUUACAAUAGCACCUGAUAAUCAACCAUGGAAGGCUGAGGACAAGCAAGUUGUGCUGUAUGCAAAUCGAGAGUGCACUUGCGGAAGGUGGCAGACUUUCAGAUUUCCUUGUUCCCAUGCACUUCGGGUUGCCCGUGAGCUAGGUGACGAUCCCUUCCCACUUUUUGAUCCAUGUUACACUACGCAUCAAUGGUACCAGCAGUUUUCUGGAGAAUUCAACCCAAUCAUGGAACCAUGGCCAAAGGCAACGUGGCAGAUCAGGCCAGAUGACACUAAACUUGUCCACCAUGCUGGCCGGGGUCGGAAGCGUGUGAAUCGGAAAAAAGGAUGUGGAAGUUUAGAUCAUGAUGCUGUGGAAUGCCCUUUUUCUCAUCCACCUGCUGACAGGACCGCUAUUGAUAAACUGUACGAUCCAUAUGGAAUUCGUGGUGUGCCUAAUAUCAAUUCUGAUGAUUCUGAUGAUGCGUGGUCCCGUGAGAAAAAAGUUCAAGGUAUCACGCGGUUCAAUUUGGCCGCGUACCGGGAUCAGCUUGCAGUUCUCGCAGAGUCUGAUUUUGUAUGGAUGCCGUACACGACUCUUCUGGGUCGUAUUGCCAGGCGGAUACCCGGCGACGCAUUACUUCUCACUGCGGCGGAAAUUACUAGCCUCCUCAAGAGGAAGCCGUUUGGAGGAUUCGAUAGGAGAUGGUUACAACAACUAGGGAUAUAUCUCCAGGUUUGGAAUGAUCGCCACGACCAACUUGUGGGGACUGAUGAUGAGUAUGUUGGCGAGCCUUCCGCAGAUCCGGAGUAUAUCUUGUGGUACCAUCAGGCCACAUUGAUGGAGGACGUUCGUAGUCUGAGUAUUAUAGGCCAGCGUACUUUCGACGCGGACUCCUUUGGUUAUGAUCGCUUAGGCGAGAUUGCCCAGGUUGCUGAGCGGGCGUUAUCCGUCAAUGCAACGAAUGUUACCUCCGAGGCGUUCGCGCAGGUCUCAGCGUGGGCGUGGGGGGCAAGAGACAAUCACAUCCACUCAGCCAUAUCAGUCCUCCCAGCAUCAGCAUUCUCAUAUUCCCUUCACUGGCGGUUUAUCCCAUCAGUCUCCACAUCAGUCUCCACUCUAUUCUCGACAGCAUUCAGCCCAUCAGUCUCCACAUCAUUCAUCCCAUCAGUCUCCACAUCAUUCUUCGCCGACCCAACAGGCGUUUUACCGUCCGAUUAUGUCUCCCCAGCACCAGCAGUCCCAUUUUGCCUUCACUCAGUUUUCCUCCCCUCAGACUUCUCAGCGCAGUUUGGAGAUUUUUUUAUUGACUUUUCUGGGUUUCAGCAGAGUUCGCUAGAUAGCCAGUCGAUACAUUACACGAGUAACUUUCUUUCGAGUAUGUUCGAGGGUGUUGCGGGUCAGCAUCAGGCUGAUGACCCAGCUGGAGGUGAGCGUGAGAGUCAGGGUGAAGAUGAGGCUGAGGAUGAGGCUGAGGAUGCAGACCAGGAUGAUCAGUUUGAGGGUCAGGGUUAUCAACGCCAUGAGGAGCAGGGAUCGAGUCAGACUCUAGGGACUCCACCGUUGGCUGUGAGUAAAGGCCAGAGAAUGACGAAGGAGUCCGGUAGAUUGACUUAUAGCCUUUUUCGGGCUAAAAAGCCCAAAAAGAAGUAG
This is a messenger RNA of Oldenlandia corymbosa var. corymbosa, 2637 nucleotides long. The record is from the annotation of a GenBank genome assembly. NCBI's taxonomy places the organism in Eukaryota, Viridiplantae, Streptophyta, Magnoliopsida, Gentianales, Rubiaceae.